Molecule: messenger RNA, 4590 nt
Organism: Cottoperca gobio
Lineage: Eukaryota; Metazoa; Chordata; Actinopteri; Perciformes; Bovichtidae
Product: flotillin-2a
Exons: 11
Coding region: 253-1551 (432 amino acids)
Biological process (GO): protein localization to plasma membrane; regulation of myoblast differentiation
Cellular component (GO): flotillin complex; plasma membrane; cytoplasmic vesicle
Molecular function (GO): protease binding
Source: RefSeq, a predicted model, not a curated record
GGCAGUGUAACCUUCAAAAUAAAAACUUAAACACGUGUUCAUCAACAUUACCUUUAUUUUGAAAGUCAGAAGCGGAAGCGCUACGUCGUAUUACGGUCGACUUGGCGCACUCAUUGCUCGACUCCAGUAGAAAAAAAAAUCAUCGAUAAUUGAGAGUUGGUGGAAAAAAACUGGAAAAAGAGUGUUUAUUAAGUGAAAUUAGUUCUGUAAGCGUCGAGUAGGUUUGGAUACACGGUCUUUUCUGUCGAUAAAAUGGGAAACUGCCACACCGUUGGACCAAACGAGGCCCUUGUGGUUUCAGGUGGCUGCUGUGGCUCAGAUCAGAAGACGUAUGUUGUGGGAGGCUGGUCUUGGGCCUGGUGGCUCAUCUCUGACAUCCAGAGAAUGUCUCUGGAGGUUAUGACCAUCCUCUGUCGCUGUGAGAAUAUCGAAACUUCGGAGGGUGUUCCCCUGGAUGUGACAGGGGUGGCUCAGGUGAAGGUGAUGAUAGAAAAUGAGCUGCUGGGUUACGCCUGCGAACAGUUCCUGGGGAAGUCAGUCGUUGAGAUCAAGAGUGUCAUCCUGCAGACCCUCGAAGGUCACCUGCGCGCCAUCCUUGGCACCCUAACCGUUGAGCAGAUUUACCAAGACAGAGACAGAUUUGCCUCUCUGGUGCGAGAGGUGGCAUCACCUGAUGUCGGCCGCAUGGGCAUCGAGAUCCUCAGCUUCACCAUCAAGGAUGUUUAUGAUAAAGUGGAGUACCUGAGCUCACUAGGCAAAGCUCAAACGGCUGCAGUACAGAGGGAUGCAGACAUCGGAGUGGCAGAGGCAGAGAGAGACGCUGGCAUCAGGGAAGCUGAGUGUAAGAGAGAGAUGAUGGAUGUCAAGUUCUUAGCUGACACAAAAAUGGCCGACUCCAAACGAGAGCUGGAAAUGGAGAAAGCCUCCUUUAAUCAAGAAGUGAACACAAAGAAAGCAGAAGCUCAGCUGGCGUAUGAGCUGCAGGCGGCCAAAGAGCAGCAGAAGAUCCGUCUGGAGGAGAUCGAGAUCGAGGUGGUGCAGAGGAAGAAGCAGAUCGUUAUUGAGGAUAAGGAGAUCGACCGCACGGAAAAGGAGCUCGUCGCCACCGUGAAGAGACCUGCCGAGGCCGAAGCUUACAAGAUGCAGCAGAUGGCUGAGGGACGGAAGAUAAAGGCGGUGCUGACGGCGCAGGCAGAGGCCGACAAGAUCCGCCUCAUCGGUGAAGCAGAGGCCUCCUCUAUUGAAGUGGUGGGGAAGGCAGAGGCUGAGAGGAUGAGGCUGAAAGCGGAAGCCUUCCAGAAAUACGGCGAGGCUGCCAAGACCGCUCUGGUCCUGGAGGCUCUGCCCCUGAUUGCCAGUAAGGUGGCUGCACCCCUGUCCAAGACCUCUGAGAUCGUCAUCCUGAGUGGGGAAGGCAGCCGCGUUACCGGAGAGGUGACCCGUCUGUUAGCUGAACUCCCCGUGUCCGUCAACGCCCUCACGGGAGUGGAUCUGACUAAGAUCCCUCUGCUGCAGAAGAUGAUGAGCCCACAGUCUCAAACAGCCAUCUGAUGGAUGAGGCCAGAGUCUGGUCACGCCGAGUCCUCUGACAUCUAUCUGCCUCAAGCAUGAAAAGAAGUUGUCAGCCUUCGGCCCCUUAUGCAACUGCCUUUGACCAGAAACACUUGACACCAACCAAGAGUUUUUGUUUUUUUUGUUGUUUUUUUACAAUAUUUUUAAGAGGUUUUUAAUUUUUUAAAGGAAAAAAAAGCUGGGGCCAUUCUUCUAAAGGACCAGACUAUAUGUAUCCUCUGUUGUUUUUUUAGUUCCUUAGAUCUUUAUCCCACUGCUCGAGUUAGCCAGGAUUAUAUGCUGCAAUGCUGUUCAGCCCUACAAACCAUCCAAAGCAGAGUUGGCUGUCUUUGAGACACAGUUCUGAGUUGAGUGUGGCGGUGUUAAACAUUAUUUUAGAAGGAAAAGCUCCCUAGUCUUCAGUAGUAGGUGCUGGGAAGAGUCCAACACUUUAAGGCCAAAUCUGAAUAUUGUUCUCUUCUCCAGAAGUUUCUGUCUGAAGUUUGGUGUGCACCUCUUCCCUGUCCCGUCUCUUCAACCUCUAACGGUCGUCUAGUGCUCAGAGCCCACUUAGUGAACGUGUAGUAGACUGAGCCCGCUGUGGAAUUUGUAUCUUUUAUUUCCUCAUUGCUUUUAAAACUUGUAUUUCUUAUAGAUUAGUUACCUCAUUGAAUUGAUGAAUUACCAAACCUCUAUUACACUUAAGGGUCACCAGAUCUUCACCCACUGUGAUUGUAAUAUUUGGAUCACUUGUAUGAUAAAUCUUACCUCGCGGUAUACCAUCAUGUUGUACAGUGCCUGUUCACCACUCAAGUGCCCAAACCUCAGGGCCGCGGUUUGGCUUUAACUGGGUUUAUGUCAGAGUAUAUCACUGUGUUAUAGAUGUUUUAACAUUGUUCCCUUUUCCAUGAUAUCUGCUUAUACUAACAACGGGGUUUACUCUUCAUCCAUGUUGCUCGUCUGUACACAUCAGGCAGAUAUAACACGAAGCCAUACUUGGAGAAGACUAGCCUUAAAAGAUAGCCCUGGCUGACUGAACAUUUCUACAUGUCUCAUGUAACACAUGAGAUGUUCAGAGUCUAAUUCAUUUUCUUACUCCUCUCUCUCCUGAGAUGAACUGCGAGUCCUUCUGCUCAGAUGUGGUAACAAGUUCCUCCGACGUCGUUUGAACUUUUGACUAUUCCCGUUUUGUAACUUUAAAGAGUAACUCGCCUCUCCUGCGGGUUGAACGUUGCCACUGUGUUGCUUAUCUGACCUACAUCCAAUCUGUGAUGACCAAGCAGGAAUAUAAUGUGCCAUUCAGUCGGUCCAUUCCUCACUAAGUUGGAAGAUGAGCAGGUCGUAAUCACGCACACGUUGUUUGUGCUCUUCAGUUUGGUAAAUGUAUGUCGAAGUGUUGGACCAAUCUUUUCCUGCUGCAACAUGCAAAUCAAAAAAAAAAAAAAAAUGUCUUUGCUGAUCAGGAUAAUCUAAUUACUACAUGAAGUCUGUUACAAUCAUUCAAGCGCUGAAAGCCAGAUGACAAAUGUCCAAAGUGACGGUUCAGUGUUGCAUCACCUGAGCGCACAGUGUGCAACAAGUUUCAACCUCUAGAGGGCAGGAUCCUCACCGCAGUUCAUAUCCACUUACUCUUCAACCUGAAUGAGCCUUUUGUUGCUGCCUGUACAUUUAACAUUUUGUUCUCAUUGUCACAUUAUUAAACCUGAUUGCUGUUAAAUAUGGCUUCCCUUUUUUUUUUUUUUUUAAACACGUGCUUUGCGUUUAAUCGCAUAGUGAAUUUUCCUGAACCACUUUACAGACUAAGUUUUUUAUUUUUUUUUAUUUUUUUUUAAGUUUAGCUUUUUCUUUUGCCGCAGACAGUUUAGUACAUUUAAAUAAUUUGAUUUCUUUUCUGUGAAUAAACAUGAGGCUUGUGGCUUGUUUGGUCUGAGAACAUUUCAUCUUGUUUCUGUUUUUGAUGUUAAUGUUAAAAUUCCUUUCCAAGUUCAAAUGUGUUUCUGCAACUAUCCCCCUGCUGUAAAUGUUGAAAAUGUAAAAAAGCUGCCUGUUAUGUAAUGUUCUUUACCAUCAUUUGAAAUGGUGAUUAGCAGCAUCUGAUAUCUGAUCAUACUUGCACCAUCCCAUUUUCAAACUACAGUCAGCCAGUUCCACUUCAAAUGAUUGACAGUUAUCUUUAGGCCUUUCUGAUUGCAUUUAGGGCGGGACAUGGAACAGUUGCAGAAUCGUCUGACAGUUUAAAAAGUGGCAACUCCCAAUAUGUUCUUUACAUAUCUGAGUAAAAUGAACUGUGAGUGCUUGUUUCCACACUUGGCUAUGGUUAACGCUUCUAAAUAAAAUUGUUAACCACUUUAAUAUUCUAAUUUGUAAUGCUCCUUUUUAUUAAGGAAAGUAAGUUUUUGUUUCUGUACACCGUGCCUUUGAAGAGGUCAUUCACUUUAUUGUCCCGUUUAUAGACUAUUAAUCUGAAGCACUGAUCGGAUAGUAUUUGAAGAAUUUACUGUAAAACUAUCUUGUAGAAUAUGCAAUAUUAUGCAUAUAUAAUGGUUCAGCUGUAAGUUUUCCUCUUUCUACCUUUUUCUGUUUUAUAUAUUUUACAACAUUCGGUACUGCAAAUGUACAAAGGAACACAUAUGUAUCUAGUUAUACGAUAAAUAGAAAUGUAGCAUUUAACAUCUGCACCUCUUGAUUCAUUAUUAUGGCCAUUAUAUUACGUGCCAUAAAAUAGAAUUGUAUUGUCUAAUCAGCAUAGAGUCAAAUUUCCGUUGCUCCAAGAAGCAUUUUUAGAGGAGAAUGUGGUUAAAGACCAAACACUUAACAGACCUACGCCUUAACUCGUCUUCAUCGGAAACAUGUCCAUCUGUCGUCUGUCAUGGAAGUUAUCUGUACUCUAUUAAAAUGAUAUUGUGGAUUUAUCUUGCGGCUUCUCAUGUUACACUGGCCUUUGGAAAACUGAUCCAGCAUGGCAUUUCAAGCAUGUGUUCAUGAUACUGUGUUACUGUGUUUGCCGCCCUAUAAUAAACGUUAUACCACUUCCUGUUA